Molecule: messenger RNA, 1485 nt
Organism: Fusarium falciforme
Lineage: Eukaryota; Fungi; Ascomycota; Sordariomycetes; Hypocreales; Nectriaceae
Exons: 8
Coding region: 1-1485 (494 amino acids)
Biological process (GO): carbohydrate transport; transmembrane transport
Cellular component (GO): membrane
Molecular function (GO): carbohydrate:proton symporter activity
Source: RefSeq, a predicted model, not a curated record
AUGGCUCCCAUCGAGUUGCAGGGCCGGGCCUUGAUCCUGACUGUCAGUGUUCUGACAUCGUUGGGCUUCAUGUUGAUCGGUUACGACAAUGGAUUGAUGGGAGGUCUUGUCAACACGCCCUCUUUCAACAAUAGUUUUGAUAGUCCAAGCCCAGACAUGGUUGGAGUGAUUGUCGCAAUCUUUGAAAUUGGUUGCUUUUUUGGGGCCAUUUGGGCAGCUGUCUGGGGCGAGAGACUCGGUCGGCGUCGGACCAUCUUCCUCGGUUGCAUCGUGAUGACUGCCGGCGCGGUGCUCCAAUCAGCCUCUUAUGGACGUGCCCAACUCAUCGCUGGGCGAAUCGUGUCUGGCCUCGGCCUAGGUGUAGUCAACUCUACAGUCCCCGUGCUUCAAGCAGAAUUCAGCCCCAAAACAAGCCGAGGCAUUUUUGUGUGCGCCCAACUGUCGACCCUCAAUCUGGGUAUCUGCCUUGUCUACUGGAUCGAUUAUGCUUUCUCUUCUCACCAUGGGAGCUAUGCCUGGAGAGUCCCGGUUAUCCUGCAAUGCGUACCAAUUCUCAUUAUGAUGGCUAUCUUGACUAUCAUUCCGGAGACUCCGAGAUGGCUUGCUGCUCAUGAUCGGCCUGAUGACUGCCUUGCAACUCUGGCGCGUAUCAACGCUGUUUCGAUCGACGACCCCGAAGUUCGCCGCCUACACGCUAAUAUUACCCACACAGUCGCUUAUGAAGCUUCAAUUGGCUCUGGGUCUUGGAAGGACCUCCUUAAAAACGAUAGCAUCAAGUCCCAGAGGCGCCUCAUCUUGGCCUGUGCUAUCCAGAGUUUCCAGCAAUUGGGAGGCAUCAACGCAGUUAUCUACUACGCGAGCACCCUUUUUGAGCGGAGUAUUGGUUUCUCUACUCGUAUGUCGGCACUCAUGUCUGGGUUUCUGCAGACCUGGUUCUUUGUUGCUUCAUUCAUUCCCUGGUUCCUGAUUGAUCGCGUCGGAAGAAGGCCGUUGCUGCUCUCCAUGAUCAGUCUCAUGGCUGCCGCUAUGGCAGUUCAGGCUGCUUUAAUUUAUCAGGUUGAAAAUGAUGGGACUAUUGCACACGGUGCAGGUAUCGGCGCGGCCGCCAUGCUUUUCGUGUUUCAAGGCGCCUUCACCAUCGGUUUCCAGGCCACUGUCUGGGUGUAUCCGUCUGAAGUGUUACCACUUCGUUUGCGCCAGCGCGGUUCGUCUAUCUCUACGGCAGCCAACUGGAUAUUCAACUAUAUGAUUGUACAAAUUACACCUAUCUCGAUUGACAACAUUGGCUGGAGGACAUAUAUCAUUUUUGCCGUUCUCAACACUCUCUGGGUACCCCUCAUCUAUCUCUUUUUCCCCGAAACUAAAGGUCUCGAACUGGAAGAUGUCGAUCGUCUGUUUGCGGUGGAGCACGCACGCGAUAUUCUGGAUGACAAGCCGAGCGUCGUUACAAUGGUCGAGAAGUGUGAUUCUAAACUGAAGGAGUGA